AUGCAUCGAAUUAGCGGAAUCACCAAGAGCACUUUAAGUAUCCUCUCACGUGAAAAUGGGAAAAGUGGUGCAUCGCCAACAACAAACGGGAUGGGAGGCAAUGGAUGUGAGCAAGCUAUCCGAGAUACUUCAAAUAUGGAGGGAAAGGUUUGCGAAGGGGGGGAUAUAGAUAUGAAAGAGGAAAUAGAGGCUACAUCCAAUCUGUCAACGGGAUCAUUGGCAAUCCAGAGUGGCGCUGGUAUUAACCACUUACAAAUUGCGCUUCCGCCGCCUCCAGCGCACUCCAGCGCGAAAACUAAAACCCAAUUGCCCAACGUUAAACCGAAAAAUUCAACUCUCGCUGACCUUCCUGGGCACAAAGGCCCCAACAUACGAUAUACGCGCCAUGGCCCAAAGGCGUCCUUUAAGUCCCAACUCACAGUCUGGAACGGCCGAUUACGGGAAGAUAACUUUUGGAAAGCUAUGAUCAGACCGUUGUUACUUUUUUCGUAUCCUGCCAUCUUGUGGUCAACAGUGGUAUAUUCGCUGAGUGUUGUCUGGUUAAUUGUUCUAUCCGAGACAGUGGCCCACAUUUACCAAGUAAGCUCGCCCCAAGACGAUCAGUAG
Molecule: messenger RNA, 606 nt
Organism: Orbilia oligospora ATCC 24927
Lineage: Eukaryota; Fungi; Ascomycota; Orbiliomycetes; Orbiliales; Orbiliaceae
Exons: 1
Coding region: 1-606 (201 amino acids)
Source: RefSeq, a predicted model, not a curated record